GAUUAGCAGCACUGGGUAGGUACGGGGCGAAACUAGAGCAUCAAUCGGCACAGAAGACGAGAAAAAAAAGAUCUGCAAACAUUGGAUCGCCGUCCCACACCGCGACACCGUCCGCCCGUUUUUGGAUAUCGCCGGACGGACAUGCAAUUUACAGACCGGGGUGUUGUGUGAGUGACGCCUUGUUGUUACCAUGACGACCCACGUGACCCUGGAGGAUGCCCUGUCCAAUGUGGACUUGCUGGAGGAGCUGCCCCUCCCGGACCAGCAGCCAUGCAUCGAACCCCCUCCCUCCUCUAUCAUGUACCAGGCUAAUUUUGACACCAACUUUGAAGACAGGAAUGCAUUUGUGACCGGCAUCGCCCGCUAUAUAGAGCAAGCUACAGUCCACUCCAGCAUGAAUGAGAUGCUGGAGGAAGGACAUGAGUAUGCUGUGAUGCUUUACACUUGGAGAAGCUGCUCCAGAGCCAUUCCCCAGGUGAAAUGCAAUGAGCAGCCCAACAGGGUGGAGAUCUAUGAGAAAACAGUGGAGGUGUUAGAACCUGAAGUGACCAAGCUUAUGAAGUUCAUGUACUUCCAGCGGAAAGCCAUAGAACGUUUCUGUAGCGAAGUGAAGCGUCUGUGUCACGCUGAGAGAAGGAAGGACUUUGUGUCUGAGGCCUACCUGCUCACUCUGGGCAAAUUUAUCAACAUGUUUGCAGUGCUGGACGAGCUGAAGAACAUGAAGUGUAGCGUUAAGAACGAUCACUCUGCAUACAAAAGGGCAGCUCAAUUCUUGAGGAAGAUGGCCGACCCUCAGUCCAUCCAGGAGUCCCAGAACCUCUCGAUGUUUUUAGCCAACCACAACAGGAUCACUCAGUGCCUGCACCAACAGUUGGAGGUGAUUCCCGGCUACGAGGAGCUUUUGGCAGACAUUGUCAACAUCUGUGUCGACUAUUAUGAGAACAAGAUGUAUUUGACACCCAGUGAGAAACACAUGCUGCUUAAGGUGAUGGGCUUUGGUCUGUACCUGAUGGAUGGGAACGUGAGUAAUAUAUAUAAACUCGACGCCAAAAAGAGGAUCAACCUAAGCAAGAUUGACAAGUUCUUCAAACUUCAAGUGGUGCCUCUAUUUGGAGACAUGCAGAUAGAGUUGUCGCGCUACAUUGAGACAAGUGCCCACUACGAAGAAAACAAGUCCAAGUGGACGUGCACCCAGAGCAGCAUCUCGCCACAGUACAACCUGUGCGAGCAGAUGGUGCAGAUCAGAGAGGACCACAUCCGCUUCAUCUCGGAGCUGGCGCGCUACAGCAACAGCGAAGUGGUGACGGGCUCGGGCCUGGACAGCCAGAAGUCGGACGAGGAGUACAGAGAGCUGUUCGACCUCGCUCUGAGGGGUCUGCAGCUGCUGUCCAAGUGGAGCACGCACGUCAUGGAAGUUUACUCGUGGAAGCUGGUCCAUCCCACGGAUAAAUUCUGUAACAAGGACUGUCCGGGCACAGCGGAGGAGUAUGAACGAGCCACGCGAUACAAUUACACCAGUGAAGAGAAAUUUGCCCUGGUGGAGGUCAUUGCCAUGAUCAAAGGGCUGCAGGUUCUGAUGGGCCGAAUGGAGUCUGUGUUCAACCAGGCCAUCAGGAAUACCAUCUACGCAGCGCUGCAGGACUUUGCCCAGAUGACGCUCAGAGAGCCUCUGCGCCAGGCUGUACGCAAGAAGAAGAACGUCCUCAUCAGUGUUCUUCAGGCCAUCCGAAAGACUGUCUGUGACUGGGAUGGGGCGAGGGAACCUCCGAAUGACCCCUGCCUGAGGGGGGAGAAGGACCCAAAAGGUGGAUUUGACAUCAAAGUGCCCCGCAGGGCUGUGGGACCCUCCAGCACACAGCUGUACAUGGUGCGCACCAUGCUGGAGUCAUUGAUAGCAGAUAAGAGUGGCUCUAAGAAGACUCUCCGCAGCAGUCUGGAUGGACCCAUCGUGGUGGCCAUUGAAGACUUCCACAAACACUCCUUCUUCUUCACACAUCUGCUCAACUUCAGCGAGGCCCUGCAGCAGUGCUGCGACCUGUCCCAGCUGUGGUUCAGAGAGUUCUUCCUGGAGCUGACCAUGGGUCGCAGAAUCCAGUUCCCCAUUGAGAUGUCCAUGCCCUGGAUCCUCACCGACCACAUCCUGGAGACCAAGGAGCCCUCCAUGAUGGAAUACGUGCUGUAUCCUCUAGACUUGUAUAACGACAGCGGCUACUACGCUCUCACCAAGUUCAAGAAGCAGUUCCUUUACGAUGAAAUCGAAGCUGAGGUAAACCUCUGCUUUGACCAGUUUGUCUACAAGUUAGCGGAUCAGAUAUUCGCCUACUACAAAGCCAUGGCUGGAAGCGUCCUCCUAGACAAGCGCUUCAGAGCGGAGUGUAAAAACUAUGGCGUGAUCAUCCCGUACCCUCCGUCAAACCGCUACGAGACGCUGCUCAAGCAGAGACACGUACAGCUGCUAGGUCGCUCUAUCGACCUGAACCGUCUGAUCACCCAGAGGAUCUCGGCAGCGAUGUACAAGUCCCUGGACCACGCCAUCAGCCGCUUUGAGAGCGAGGACCUCACUUCCAUAGUGGAGUUGGAGUGGCUGCUGGAGAUCAACAGACUAACCCACCGGCUCCUGUGCAAGCAUUUGACCCUGGACAGCUUCGACGCCAUGUUCCGCGAGGCCAACCACAACGUCUCCGCUCCGUACGGGCGAAUCACGCUCCACGUCUUCUGGGAGCUCAACUUCGACUUCCUCCCUAACUACUGCUACAACGGAUCCACAAACCGCUUUGUACGCACAGCCAUUCCCUUCACCCAGGAGCCUCAAAGAGACAAGCCAGCCAACGUGCAGCCUUACUACCUGUAUGGGUCCAAGCCUCUGAACAUUGCCUACUCCCACAUAUACAGCUCCUACAGAAACUUUGUCGGCCCGCCCCACUUCAAGACCAUCUGCCGUCUCCUUGGAUACCAGGGCAUUGCUGUAGUGAUGGAGGAGCUGCUUAAGAUUGUCAAGAGCCUGUUACAGGGCACCAUCCUGCAGUACGUUAAAACUCUGAUCGAAGUCAUGCCCAAGAUCUGCCGCCUGCCGCGCCACGAGUAUGGCUCCCCAGGUAUCUUGGAGUUCUUCCACCAUCAGCUCAAGGAUAUUAUUGAGUAUGCUGAGCUGAAGACAGAUGUCUUCCAGAGCUUAAGGGAGGUUGGAAAUGCCAUCCUCUUCUGCCUCCUCAUCGAGCAAGCUCUGUCCCAGGAGGAAGUGUGUGACCUGCUUCAUGCCGCCCCCUUCCAGAACAUUCUGCCCAGAGUCUACAUCAAAGAGGGAGAGCGUCUGGAAGUGAGGAUGAAAAGGCUGGAAGCAAAGUACGCCCCUCUCCACCUUGUGCCUCUAAUUGAGAGGUUGGGAACCCCACAGCAAAUUGCCAUUGCCCGUGAGGGGGACCUUCUGACCAAAGAGCGUCUGUGCUGCGGCCUUUCCAUGUUCGAGGUCAUCCUGACGCGCAUCCGCAGCUUCCUGCAGGACGGGGUGUGGCGCGGGCCUCCGCCCACCAAUGGCGUGAUGCAUGUGGACGAGUGUAUGGAGUUCCACCGCCUGUGGAGUGCCAUGCAGUUUGUCUACUGCAUCCCUGUGGGCACACAUGAGUUCACCGCGGAGCAGUGCUUCGGGGAUGGGCUGAACUGGGCCGGCUGUGCCAUCAUCGUGCUGUUGGGACAGCAGCGUCGUUUUGACCUCUUUGACUUCUGCUACCACCUGCUCAAAGUCCAACGACAGGACGGCAAAGACGAGAUCAUCAAAAAUGUGCCCCUGAAGAAGAUGGCCGACCGCAUUAGGAAGUACCAGAUCCUCAACAAUGAGAUCUUUGCCAUCCUCAACAAGUACAUGAAGGCAGUGGAGACGGACAGUUCCACUGUGGAGCACGUUCGCUGUUUCCAACCUCCUAUACACCAAUCCCUGGCGACCACCUGUUGA
Molecule: messenger RNA, 3949 nt
Organism: Cottoperca gobio
Lineage: Eukaryota; Metazoa; Chordata; Actinopteri; Perciformes; Bovichtidae
Gene: cyfip2
Product: cytoplasmic FMR1 interacting protein 2
Exons: 30
Coding region: 191-3949 (1252 amino acids)
Biological process (GO): regulation of actin filament polymerization
Molecular function (GO): small GTPase binding
Source: RefSeq, a predicted model, not a curated record